AUGGCCCAGAUGCCGAAUGCGGUUCCUCAACUCAAGGAAUGGGUUGAGGACCUUUUGUCACAGAGACCAUACUCCGAGUGUGCUUGGAUGGAAUUAUCGAAGGGUCGGUGGGAGGCCCGUCUCCCCAAGGAUGUUGCUAUGAGGCCUCCAUCCGAGGGUGAGGAUAUGCCUCUCGAGUCCCCUACUCCGAAGCAAGGUGACGAGAAGAAGAGAAAAAGGGUCCCGAGCUCUCUGGACUCGGAGAAGAAAAAACCAAAUAAGAGGCUGGCGCGUAAAGCUAAGGAAAAAGAAGAUAACUCCGAGCUAGUGGCUCAGGUGCGGACCACUUUGCCUCGAACUGAGGAGGUUGUUGAGAAGGCAUUGACCGGUACCUGCGAACCGGAACGAGGUGCGACUGCUUUGCCCCAGGCCAGGGAGGUCGAGAGAGAGACCGGGGCUGACACUUCUAGGGCAGAGGGAGGUGCCCCGAGGGAUGAGCUUAGGGAGAUCGACCUUACCGGGUCCCCUCAGAUCUCAGACGCCAUGAUAGCGAGGCCGGUUCGACAAAGGCUUGAACAAAUCAGGCAGCUCCAAGCGCAGGUAGAUGCGAUACAAACUGAGGCCGAGGAGUUCAAGAAAAACAUGGACCUCACAACCUCACAAAAGGAAGCUGUCCAAGCACAACUGGCGUCGGCCGAGGCUCAGCUUCGGGCUGCAAAGGAGAAGACCUCGGUGCAGGCCAAGAGGAUUGAGGAGCUUCGAUCUGGGCUUAACUCGGCUAUUUCUAGCCAAGAGAGCCUGGCCACGGAGCUCGAGGCAGCCAAAUCUGAUGUGGUCGUGGCCAAUACAAAGGCCGAUGCUAAAGUGGCCCAAUUCAAGGUUGACGUCGAGGCUAUUCAGGCAUAUGCCAAUAGCAUGGUGGAUCAUGCAAGGUGGGAAGCUCGAAGGGAAUCCAUCGAGGGAGUCUAUGCUCAGGGCUUUGACAUACUGGCGAAAAUCGAGAAUGCCAAGGUAGAAGAAGCCGGGGCUCGGAAGCUGCCUUUUCCCGAGAAAGGUUCCGAGAGCUUAACUGAAUCUGAAGGUCGGGAAGACCCCGAUGAUGAAGACGCUGCCCCCGAUGAGGACCGGGCCACUUAG
Messenger RNA from Nicotiana tabacum (common tobacco), 1116 nucleotides. The record is from RefSeq and is a predicted model, not a curated record. Lineage: Eukaryota; Viridiplantae; Streptophyta; Magnoliopsida; Solanales; Solanaceae.